AUGGCAGUAAAAAAAGUUGGAAAAAUCAUUAAAAAGAGAACUAAGAAGUUCACUCGAUUUCAGUCCAAUAGGUUUAUGCGUGUUAAGCCCGCAUGGAGAAAACCAAGAGGUAUUGAUUGCCGUGUAAGAAGGAGAUAUAAAGGAACCAACUUAAUGCCAAGUAUUGGAUAUGGAAGCAACAAGAAAACACGACACUUAUUACCAAAUAAUAAAUAUAAAUACAUUGUAAAAAAUGUUAAAGAAAUGGAACCUCUAAUUAUGAAUAACAACAAAUACUGUGUUGAAAUUGCUCAUAAUGUCUCAAGCAAAAAGAGAAAAGAAAUAAUUGAAAGAGCAAAACAAAUGAAUGUUUCCGUUAUUAACGCCAAAGCCAGAUUACAAAAAACAGAAGAAUAA
Molecule: messenger RNA, 396 nt
Organism: Plasmodium vinckei vinckei
Lineage: Eukaryota; Apicomplexa; Aconoidasida; Haemosporida; Plasmodiidae
Product: 60S ribosomal protein L32, putative
Exons: 2
Coding region: 1-396 (131 amino acids)
Biological process (GO): translation
Cellular component (GO): cytosolic large ribosomal subunit; ribosome
Molecular function (GO): structural constituent of ribosome
Source: RefSeq, a predicted model, not a curated record